AUGUCUGAAUCUCGUGGACUCAUGAGAGAUCCUCAACCGGGACAGGAAGGAUAUCCAGGAAAUCCUGGCUUCCCCGGAUUUCCUGACUACACACGAUACAGUGGUGCUACGCAAUAUGAAGGGCACUCUUUCGAGUCGAACCGAUCGAGUCAGACGGAGAAGGGCCCUACACCGUGGGGUUCGAUGGACGGUCGUCCGACGAAAGAGUUGGACUGGGACGGAGAGAAAGAUCCAGAGAACCCUAUGAACUGGGCUUUGUGGAAGAAGAUCAUUCAUACUGCCAUACCAGCGAUAUACACAUUCGGCUUAACAACAGGUAUCUCGACACUUGUCGCUGGUCUACCAGGAAUCAUGGAACAGUUCGGCGAGACAAGCCGAAACGUCGCACUCCUUCCCAUCACAUUUUACACCAUCGGCUUCGUCUUCGGUCCUUGCAUCGCUGCUCCCAUCUCGGACCUCCACGGCCGUCUCGUCGUAUACAAAGUCAACAUAAUAAUCCUAAUAAUCUGCAACGCCAUCGCCGUGGCAUCAGACAACUUUGCAGUCCUUGUCAUCUUCAGAUUCUUCGCCUCCCUAGGAGGAAGCGGAGUCAUGGCCGUAGGCGCAGGGACCAUGGCUGACCUUUGGCUACCCAGUCAAGUCAGUCGUGUUGGUGUUGCGUACUUGCUUGCACCCUUCCUUGGUCCCAGUAUGGGUCCGUUGAUCGGCUCAUAUGCCAUUGAACAAUAUGGUGGUGAUUGGAAAUGGGGUAUCUGGGUUGUUCUUUGCAUCCUGACUCCUGUUGCUAUCGCUAUCUUCUUCUCUUCCGAGACGUCCAAGAAACAGAUCCUUGCUGCGCGCGCUAAGAGACGUGGCAGUCGUCCCCAGGGUCAAGGCUUUGGUCAAGAGUUGCGAAAGAUCGGAAGGGCUAUGCUCAAGCCAUGGCAUAUGUGUAUCUUCGAGCCUGUGUCACUGGUUCUCGGUCUCUACACUGGUUUCUCAUUUGCCAUGAUCUUCUCGUUCUUCGGCUCUUACACCUAUGUCUACUCUACCGUCUACCAAUUUGACGCGCGACAGAUAGGCCUUUGCUACAUCGGUCUCAUCAUUGGCAUUCUUUUGGGUCUUGUGACUUUCGCAGUCUUUGACGCAACGAUCUAUCAGAAGCAAGUAGCUAGAACCGGCGACAGAGUGGCCCCCGAGCAUCGGCUAUACGCAGCUUUAGUCGGAAGUAUACUCGUCCCAAUCGGAUUAUUUUGGUACGCGUGGGCUCCAGAUCCAUCGGUGCAUUGGAUCGUCCCUGUCAUGGCCGGCGUGCCUUUUGCGUGGGGAACAAUGGCCAGCUUCCUAUCGUGUCUAGCCUAUUUGGCCAGCGCAUUCAAACCCGCGGACCUGUCUUCAGCUGUCGCGGCGAACGGAAUUUUCCGCUUUGCCCUCGGUGCUGCGUUUCCCAAUUUCGUGUUCCAGAUGUAUCAGGAGAUGGGUAUCAAUUGGGCUGGUAGCGUGUUUGCGUUUAUCAGUCUGGCGUUUAUUCCCGUUCCGUGGCUGUUCUUCUGGAAGGGCAAAAUGCUUCGACAGAAGAGUUCAUACGAGUUGAGCAAGUACUAG
Messenger RNA from Fusarium coffeatum, 1584 nucleotides. RefSeq lists its product as uncharacterized. Gene Ontology annotation, molecular function: spermidine transmembrane transporter activity; spermine transmembrane transporter activity. The transcript is spliced from 5 exons. NCBI's taxonomy places the organism in Eukaryota, Fungi, Ascomycota, Sordariomycetes, Hypocreales, Nectriaceae. Gene Ontology annotation, biological process: spermine transport; transmembrane transport; spermidine transport. The record is from RefSeq and is a predicted model, not a curated record. The coding region runs from base 1 to 1584 and encodes 527 amino acids.